Hylaeus volcanicus is the source of this 7594-nucleotide messenger RNA. RefSeq names its product protein AF-10-like (gene Alh). Lineage: Eukaryota; Metazoa; Arthropoda; Insecta; Hymenoptera; Colletidae. The record is from RefSeq and is a predicted model, not a curated record. Gene Ontology annotation, cellular component: nucleus. The coding region runs from base 409 to 3501 and encodes 1030 amino acids. Gene Ontology annotation, molecular function: nucleosome binding; histone binding. Gene Ontology annotation, biological process: regulation of transcription by RNA polymerase II. The transcript is spliced from 13 exons.
CGCGACAACAAAAAAUAAGAUGGCCGCCCAGCGAAACAAAUAGAGCGCCGUUGUAAAUAACAAACCGUCUAAGCACGUUCCGCGAGGAAAUUCUCAACGCUGUGGUACGCGAUGCACGCAGCCUCGUGAUCGCUUCUUGGUGCUGUCAUAUCCAUCUAACCACGACGCUAACCAUUCAAGCGGCAAAGAACCCGCGACCGUGGUCAUAGCCACGAUUCAUUACUGUUGAAUGCGUCACGCGCGUGCACGAGCAUCGAAGAACACAGACCAGAGGGGCAAUCGAGCCGAGGAGGACUACCGUCGCCAGGAUGCAAUUGCGAAAGCGAGGCUACCUCGCGCCACGUCCCUACCAACGGCUCGCCUAGCUCCUCAUGCUAGUCUCGUCUUCCGAAUUGCUUGGAGCACAGCAUGAAGGAGAUGCUUGGAGGGUGCUGUGUGUGUUCUGACGAGAGGGGAUGGACUGAGAAUCCGCUGGUGUACUGCGAUGGCCAAGGUUGCACCGUUGCCGUACAUCAAGCUUGCUACGGUAUCGUCACAGUACCAACUGGGCCAUGGUACUGCAGGAAAUGUGAAUCACAGGAACGAAGUGCACGUGUGCGUUGCGAAUUGUGUCCCAGUCGAGAUGGAGCUCUUAAGAGAACGGAUCAGGCUGGGUGGGCUCAUGUUGUCUGCGCGCUUUAUAUACCAGAGGUUCGAUUUGGUAACGUAACAACAAUGGAGCCGAUUAUUUUGCAACUUAUACCGACAGAAAGAUUUAGUAAAUCUUGCUAUAUUUGCGAAGAACAAGGGAGAGGUAGCAGAGCUAAUGUGGGAGCAUGUAUGCAAUGCAACAAGACAGGCUGCAGGCAGCAAUUUCAUGUCACGUGUGCGCAAGCUCUUGGCUUGCUUUGCGAAGAGGCUGGCAACUAUUUGGACAAUGUCAAGUAUUGCGGAUACUGUCAGCAUCAUUAUUCAAAAUUGAAAAAGGGUGGUAACGUAAAAACAAUACCACCGUACAAACCGAUACCAGCUGACAAUGGCUCGUCAGAUUCGUCUCCUGAAAAGGAAGCAGAAACACCGAUAAAGUCUUCGUCAAGUGGUAAACGAAAGAGUUCAAGUUCCAAAUCCGCUACCAAUUCUAAAAACAAAUCCAAUACUAGUCCAAGUCUAGAAAUAAAUGGCGUUGCUGACGACAAAAGCAGCAGCGGCCGUAACACACCCAAAGACAACACCACAAAUUCAAGUAAAUUCACAACUUCCAACUUCGUAGAGACAAUCGUCACCCAAUCGGAGAGUGUCUUUGGGCAUGAUGGCACUACUUCAACUACUACAACAGUGAUGAUUAAGUCGGGAUCGAAUUCGAACUCUGGCCACAAAAACAGUGGACAAAUGAAAUCGAACUCAUCGUCAAACAAGACCUCGAUCCACAGUAAAAAGAGAAAAACUGGAGCUCGUACACCGACGGUGAUAGGAAACGAGAAUUCUAACCAAUCAGUCAGUUCGGAGGCUAGUGGCUCGGUCGUGGUUGCGGUCAGCUCCAUUGUGCAACAAGCGAUUUCAAGCAACAGUGUACAGAUAACGGAAGCGACUAGUCUAAGUACAACCACAGACCCAGAAAAAUCCAAAAAGCUGAAAGUUGAGAGUCCCGUCCAGUCAUUGUCGAGCACUCCAGUCAGCACCGAAGCAUCCACCACACCUGUGAUAAUGGCUGUGACGCAGUCCCAGUCGUCGGUUGUUACCCAGUCGCCGACGACUACAUCGAAUAGCAUAGUCGUAUCCGUUCCCCUGACCGCGACGUCGCUUUCUAAUACAGUGCAGAGUGUAGUAACGAGCGCUCCAACCCUGUAUCAGCAGUUGCAACAGAGCAUCAUCACCACAGCGGCCACCACGGAGCUGAGGGCGAAUGCAAUGUCGAAUUCGGAGAAAUUUGCUCCAGAAGAAGCACCUGCUAAGAGAUCUCGUUCUCAAUCGUCGGAUAAGCAAGAGAGGACACGCAAACCAAAGCGUGGUUCGUCCAAUAGUCAACCAGCACUGCCACAACCGCAAUUGCAACAACAACCCCAACCAACAGGUUCUUCCGUAGUAACAUCGGUAUCCAGUAGCGCAGUGGUGACUACGUCCAGGCGGGGAGGAAGAAGUAAUCAUCAGACUCCUCCGCCUGCUCUGUCCGUAACGCCCAUACCAUCCAUUAUUCAAGGACCAACGUUAAGCGGUGGGCAUUUUAGCAGCGUCGGAUCUGGUUCUACAAAUACGAUGGGUCCUACAGUUAAAGAGUCUCCCCCGAGCAGCCCUGGAUCCGAAAGUAUGAGUAGCAACGGACCGGGAAGGCGAAAGAGAAAAAGUGCUAGUGCAGCUUCUACGACGCCUACACCUUCUGCAUCAAGCACUCCAACGCUUACGAACCCUAAAGAAGAGAAAGAUGUUAAGCUGUUUCAGAAUGGAGUUAGUGCACCGCACAUGUUAGGGAAUCAGUUGAACCCAACCUCGACGAUGGCACAAAAGAUGUCCGACACCCUGUCGCAAGAACUGGAAGCACAUUCUAUUUUUACAGAAGCGAGUAAUUCCACAACGAAUUUAGUCGGCCCACAACUACAUAGUCGGGUGAUCGCGUCUAUUCGGUCGAAUCAGGCUAGUGCACCGCCUACAUCCUUUUCUUCAGUUUUUAAUACAGCAAGUAAUGCCAACCCCAACACCAGUACUGGCGCUGGUUCCAUCACCGGUUCGCUAGGAGGUGGAGCGAUACCCCAAACAUUGGAUCAACUUCUAGAGAGGCAAUGGGAACAAGGAAGUCAAUUCUUGAUGGAACAGGCUCAACAUUUUGACAUCGCUUCCCUACUUUCGUGUCUUCAUCAAUUAAGAGCAGAAAACCUUAGGCUAGAAGAACAUGUAAAUAGUCUGUUACAAAGGAGAGAUCACUUAUUGGCUGUGAACGCUAGACUUGCUAUCCCACUGACAACUCAGCCUAGUACGCAUCCAGCGAACAAUAUACAUCCAUCUGUCAAUCCGUCUCACCCCAAUGUUCCACACCCUGAUGUUCCACCAGGAGCUGCAGCUCCAGUUCCAAGAGUGAACCGUGAACCUCGAGUGAACAACACGUACAUGCCUCAUUCGAGUUCCAGUAAUCAUUCAACAACAUUAGAGAACGGUUUACCUCCGGAUCCCUCGCCUCCAGCUGCCGCGUCUCUGCCUCAAUAUCAACACAGAACUUCGUUAGUGGCACCUCAACCAAGUCCAACAAUCAGACACAGCCCGGCAGGAAGUGCGUAUCAUCAAGGGCAACCCAGCAAUAUCGUGUCUCCGGCACCCGCGAGCAAUUCUGGAGUUGUCAGGAACUCAUCUGUUACACCGGAUCCGUUGCGUGGAGUGCCAAGGUCAGUUCCACAGACAUUGAGCAAUUACAUGCCUUCGAUGUAUCAAUCCACUAUGUCCAGUCUGACAAAUAAUCAAGUAGGUAAUGUUCAUAAUCUUCAUUCUCAUGGACCUUCUCCACCCAGCCACGGGCCGCCUGGGAAACCCAGCUGAAGAUAAAUGCAAGCACUGAGUAAAUAGAAGCGUCCUGCAUUCAUUAGCAGACGUGGUAGCGAUGAAGCUUAAUCAUCAACCUGGAGACGUACUCCAUUCUCAAAAAUGGGUAGGAAACUCUCAUCGCCUCAUCCUUCGCUAUCAAUCCGACACGUGCUUCGUCGCUUGAAAUCGAUUUUAUCGUAUUUUAUUUGGUUUUGACUUUUGUUAUCAAACUCCACGGUUCGCUGUGUAGUUGAUGAUAUUAAUUUAUGAAGUAAUGAUGAUGUGGAUAAUUCUAAAUACGUAAUUCUAUGUAUUUCUAAGCAGAAUUUUCGACAUGGCGUCUGAAUGUAAAAAUGACGAGCACGACAAUUAGGGAUAGUUUCACAAGCAAAAAGGGGAGGCACUUUAUAUGUUGGUUUUCUUUUUUCGUUUCUCCUUGGUUACGCGUCGUUGAGCACGUCUGAGACAAUCUUUCCAUCGUCGGCAUCAUGAUGAAAGAGAAAAAUAAACGGGAAAUCCGCAGAUGUACAAAUCUUAGAUUGUAAGUUAAUCUACCGCGACGAGAAUAGCAAUAAUAUUUACAAGUAGAUGUACAUUUUAACGGAAGGUGACCGCGUGUAAGUCUGGUGGUACGACAAAGUUCACCCGUCGUUUUAUACAGAGGCAUUUCUCACAAAAACGUUUCACCAACUUUCUACGAUUUUUAUUCUUUUUGUUGGUAAGAAAGGAAAGGAUUCGGGAUUCGGAGGAAGUGGUUGUUAAUUCGAGUCGGGAAAUGCAAAGUCAACAAAGUUGAAUGAUUUCAAUUGUCCAUUGUUGUUAAGUGACUCUGUAUACUUGAAAAAAGUAUACUUUCCAUUUGACCAAACUUUUUUACUCUGGUAAAUACAGAAUAUCCUCCUGCCCCUGAAUCCUUUAUUUCAAGCGCUCUGCAGAUUCAAAUGCCAUGCUGUUAAUUUUGGGGGGAAGGGGGGAGGGGGGGGGGGUCUCUUUAGAACACCACUGUCGACAAAGGCUGCACCUUUGAUAGUAGACCUUUUAUAGUAGAUUUUAAUGCGGAAUCGAUCUGUCUCACAACUAGACGAUGUAUAUUCUAAUCUUAUACAUAAAACAUACUUAGAAGUACAACACGAGCACUGCCUUCCACCAAUAAAGCGUCGCCGUGAGACAGGUCGAUUAUUAAGCUCCUCUCCGUAGCAAAUGUAUAAUUGAUAUUAAUCGAGGCUUUCUAGUAUAAGCCGUGUCUUUUGAGUAAGAUACUUGUACGUUGCAGCUAGCUUCUUCAGGGUUCAAAUGACAUACCGAUAUCGGUGCUGAUAUCGUACUAUAACUUGGCUCAUAUUAAUACUUUAACUGCCGGCCUAUUUAAAAAGAGUCUACACUUUAGAAGAGAACUUUUUACAUUAGUCUAUAUCGAUCUAGGUUGAUAUUAACUUCUGCAUACUGUGAACAGGUAUAUUAAAAGCAUUAUUUGUUUCUAAAUGUUGAGCACUAUAAGUAGACGAAUCAACAACACCGUUAAUAGAUUCCAAUAAAUACCUACCUAAUUUGUAAGGAAGUGCAAUGAUGAUUAAACGUUGAAGUAUUUUACUCAAAUGAAUAAGCCUCAUUUAAUAUCAACCAUAAAGAACCGAGCCAUGAAAGUCUCGAAUAUCUUAAACGUGUAAUUGUUUCUACUUCAAUUUGGUUCUCGAUUGACUGAUAGAGCUGUACCGUGAGUCGUGGCAACCAUAUUGGCUCGGAGCCUUAACGUUUCAUAAGUUUUUCCUCAAGUUUGCUCGAGGAGUGUUUCAAUAUUGUACAUUAUAGGUUUCACACGCUUCGUUUGUGAACACAGCGGGUUUAUUUUGCAAUUCCUUCAUUGCUGGUACCUUACCUUUCUCUAUGGCAUCGAAUACUUGGUUUGAAUCAUAAGGGACAGUGUAAUCUUUAUCGAUCACUGUAAUGGUAACCGAAUGGUAGAUACGUAAUCAAAAUUUCUUACGAGAGUACAGAAAACUGUUGGGAGAAUUUAUAGGACGAAAUUUUGCUUGAAGACUAGAGAAAAUGAGAAAAAUUUGGAUCGCAAAGGGUUAAAAUAAACCUCCAUUGGAGCUGUUAGAGUAUUUGUAACUAGAAGACCAAGCUUCUCCUUUUAUAGGAAUUUCUCAUUUGAAAAGUAUCCGAGUUUGAAGAGUAGAGAGUUUGAAUGUGCAGCAUGUUCCAAUCGAUUCGAAUCAUUUUUUCCGUUUGUUUUCUAUACCACUGCCUGGCUGCCAAGCCUACAUUAUUUAAAUAUCAAUGCUUCGUUCCCUUGUGAAGAACGAAAAUGUUUAAAGAAAGAAAAAAAAACGAAAAUGUUUACCAUAUUGUGUUCUUUGUUUUAAUUAGUACGGUACGGAAGGAGAAUUUUAGAACGUGUUAGAGGAUUACGUGAGAAAUGGAUUUGUUUUUGGUUGAACGUGUAAAUUUUGUAAAGCUGCGCCAAGAAUUUUUAAGCUUACACUGUAUGACAAAGAUAAUGUGUAUGCAAGUAUGAGAUCAUAGUAGUGGUAGAUCACGAGGACACCAAAUCUUCAAAAUGGCUCGUCACCACUCAGGGAAAAUUGAUUUACUAUAAAAAAUUCGUAUUUUCUCAGCGUACGUUGAUUGUGCAUCUAGUAAGAAAUUCUCACCCAAGUAUUGUGCACGUUUUACAUUUUGCUUGAAGAUUGUAAUAUUUAUCAAACAGAUAAGAAGUUGUUUAUCUUUUGUUUGUUAUUCAAACCUUUUAUUCGGAUAAGAAUUUUGCAUGUUCCCGCAAUAAAUAAUACACUGUCUUUUUUUCUCAGUCUUGGAAGAAUCAUCUCGACAGAGAUAUAUUUUUAAUUUAUAAAAACACACAUGGAUCGAGAUCCAGACAAUGUACAACUUGUUUCCAUUAAUUUUAAGGUUCUAACCUUCUCAAUUGUCUCAUAAUGGGUGUAGAGUUGUAAAGCAUGGAUCAACGAAGAUCCGCAAUCAACUACCUUGUGGAAAGCCGAGAAAGUUUCUGAGAAAAAUAAGAAAAGUGUAAAAAAAAAAAGAGAAGAUAAACGAUGAUCGAAAACAACAAUUUAUACCGAUGAAGAGUAUUUUAUGCAUUAUCGAUGUAGUGUUGCUGUACGUUUAAGGUAAUAUUGUACGACAGGAUGCGAGAAAGAGCGAAGCAUGCACGACAGAAUAGUAUGAUCAAAGUUAAAAGAGCAGUACGAUAAUAUUUUUACACAGCAGGCCGUGCCAAAUUUUUGCAAAUCAUUAAACAUCUCAAUCUCUUGAAUAUUGCGUCGUUUAAAAACAUUUCAAAACUGUAAUCGACUUUGUUUUGCCUGAGAUUAAACUUUUUCCGGGAAAAAGAGGAUACGUAACUCUUAGUUUUGUUUAACGAUACUUGAAUGAAUCAUGUUCACGCUGCAGUGAGAAAAAAACGCCGAUUCCCGUUCUUGUGUUCACUUUCAGUUGGUGUACAAAUGAAUUAUUGUGUUCCUAAUCCGCCGUGGAUCGACUAUGGAAGCUCGUCGCUUGGAAAUUUCACUUUUAAUUUCACCAAAGUCUUCUCUAACAGAGAAUAUUGGGUUUAUGCACACAACAAGCAAGAAAAUAUCAAGAAUAAGUAUUUACCACUAACUUAACGAUAGAGAUCGUUACAAAAAACGUAAAAAAUUCAUGAACGCGAACAAAAUUGUAUCAUUCUUUGAUAACAAGACACAUUUUAAGAAGUAAUUUUCUGUACUUAAUCGAAUUCCGUUGUAAACUUUGCGUAAACCCAGUGAACCUCUGUUUAUUAGAAUAUUCUAUUUGUAGAUUUAUCUUAAAUGUUUUGUACGUAUAUAUUUAUGUACACAGAAAUCAUGCGUUUAGCAUAGACGUAGAUCGUAUUAAGUAUUGUAAAUACAAAUAUUGUAAAAUAUUUGUUCCUGAAAUUGAACCAUUGGGGUUUGACGAAUCGUUAAGUUCAUUGUUUUUUAUCAACGAAUACAAACUGUUGGGGAAUGUAUUGAAAGCAGAUGAAGUUCCAUUAGCUUUUUCUUGAGAACUCGAGCAUUUUGAAAGUUUUGAUUGUUAUCUAAACAAGGGAUUUGUACCCAAAUAAAAAGAUACCGAUAUUGUA